AUGAACAUGCCGCGAGCGCAUGCCGCCGACGAUCAAGACACCCUCUCUGCGCCGCCCUACGCCGCCGCGGGCAGGAGCAGAUGGACAGUGAGAAAUGAGAAACAAAAGCGGCACAUGCAGCUCCUGCGACGAAGCCAGGACAGGGACAACAUUGACUCCGCUCGGAGGCCCGCUCGUGCUCGCCUGGGGCCUCCGCAGGGGGCCCCGGCCCCGGGCGCGCAGAGCGGCGCUGCCCGGCGCCCGCCCCUGCGGCGCGCUCCGCGCGCCGCCCCGGCGGAAGCUCGGGUGCGAGGGGGAUUCCCAGUCUGCGUCUGCGGGGGCUUUGCAAUCUUCGGUUCUCC
Prorocentrum cordatum is the source of this 341-nucleotide messenger RNA. The record is from the annotation of a GenBank genome assembly. Lineage: Eukaryota; Dinophyceae; Prorocentrales; Prorocentraceae.